This is a messenger RNA of Diplodia corticola, 1587 nucleotides long. RefSeq names its product fad binding domain-containing protein. Gene Ontology annotation, molecular function: FAD binding; Delta24(24-1) sterol reductase activity. Bases 1 to 1587 code for a protein of 528 amino acids. The record is from RefSeq and is a predicted model, not a curated record. The transcript has 2 exons. Gene Ontology annotation, biological process: steroid metabolic process. Gene Ontology annotation, cellular component: cytoplasm; membrane. Lineage: Eukaryota; Fungi; Ascomycota; Dothideomycetes; Botryosphaeriales; Botryosphaeriaceae.
AUGGAGGAACACCAGGAAAAGGUCGCGGCCAUCGCCGCCAAAGUCCGGAGUUUCGGCGAACAGGGAGUCAAGUAUCGCAUAUCCCACGGCUCCACCAACAGCACCAGGCCUUCGGCCACGCGGCGUGACCACAACGUCCUCGAUCUGAGCAGUCUGUGCCGGGUGCUCAAGGUCGACCGGGAGGCUCUCACGGCGUGGGUGGAACCGAACGUGGCCAUGGACGGACUGGUCGAAGAGACGCUGAAGCACGGGCUCAUUCCUCUGGUGGUCAUGGAAUUCCCAGGCAUCACCGUGGGCGGCGGAUACGCGGGCACGUGUGGCGAGAGCAGCUCGUUCAAACACGGCUUCUUCGACCGCACCCUCAACUGGGUGGAGAUGAUCCUCGCCAGCGGCGAGGUGGUCCGCUGCUCCCGGACGGAGCGCGCCGACCUCUUCCACGGCGCGGCGGGCGCGGCGGGCAGCCUGGGGACCACGACGCUGGUCGAGAUCCGGCUGCGGGCCGCCAAGCGCUUCGUCGAGACGACGUACCACCCGGUGGCGAGCGCGGCCGAGGCCGUCGCAAAGUGCAAGGCCCUCAUCCAUGACGCCUCGCUCGAGUACGUCGACGGCAUCCUCUUCUCGCCCACGCACGGCGCCGUCGUCGCCGGCCGCCCGACGGACACGCCGGCCGCGGGCGCGCCGACGCAGUGCUUCAGCGCCGCCGAGGACCCGUGGUUCUACCUGCACGUCGAGGAGCGCACGCGGCAGCACGCCGCCGGCGGCGAGGCCGUCACCGAGGCCAUCCCCCUCGCCGAGUACCUGUUCCGGUACGACCGCGGCGGCUUCUGGGUCGGGCGCCAGGCCUUCGACUACUUCGGCUGCCCCUUCACCGCCGCCACGCGCCGCUGGUUCGACGACAUCCUGCACACGCGCAUGCUGUACCUGGCGCUGCACGCGAGCGGCCAGUCGCGGCGCUACAUCGUGCAGGACGUGGCGCUGCCCUUUGCCGCGGCCGAGGCCUUCAUCGCGCACGUCGGCGGCGGCGUUGACGACGACCACGACCACGACGACAAACACGACGACGACGAGCGCCCGCUGGGCAUCUGGCCGCUGUGGCUGUGCCCGGUGAAGCAGAGCCCACCGCCGACGCUGCACCCGCACAACCACAGCGCGGCGGCGCUCGAAGCCGACGGGCAGACGCUGCAGCCUCUGCUCAACGUUGGCGUAUGGGGCGUCGGCCCAGCCGAGCACGGCGCCUUCGUGCGGGCGAACCGGGCGCUGGAGCGCAAGGCGCGCGCGCUGGGCGGCAUGAAGUGGCUGUACGCGCACGCCUACUACGCCGAGGACGAGUUCUGGGCCGACUUCGACGCGGCGUGGUACGAGGGGUUGCGCGACAGGUACGGCGCGAAGGGGCUGCUGCCGAGCCUGUACGAGAAGGUGAGGGUGGACGUGGCGGCGCCCGAGGAGCGCGCGUGGGCGGCGGCGUCGUGGUGGGUCGAGCGCGCGCGCGCGACGUGGCCGGUCGGCGGGGUUUGGGCGCUCGUGGCCGCGAUUCACAGCGGGCAGCACCGGCGCGCGAGGGAGGCGACGUGGAAGUGGCCGAGGUAG